UAUUCAUGAGAAAAAGUUUUCGCGAUGGCCGAUGUGUUUGUUCAGUGAAACUAAGUCGUAGGGCGGUGGACCACCUUCUCAAAUUCAGCCAUAUUGGUAGGCGUCUGGACGUUUGCUAGGAUGUCGGCAGAACGAGAAGCCCUUGUAUACCGUGCGAAGUUGGCGGAGCAGGUUGAAAGAUAUGAUGGUAAAUUAUCUGGAUAUUAGCUUCUGAUAUCAUAUUUGAUGCAUUUACUAACGGUCACUUAAUUAUUUAACAGAGAUGGUUGAAGCUAUGAAGAAGGUUGUGGAGGGUGGUGAAGAGUUGACAGUUGAGGAACGUAAUUUGCUCUCUGUUGCUUAUAAGAAUGUCAUUGGAUCUCGGCGAUCAUCUUGGCGUGUGUUUAGUGCGGUUGAGCAGACUGAAGAACGCCGAGGUAACAAGGACAAGCAAGCUGCUGCAAAGCGUUUCCGUGAAGUUUUGGAAGGUGAAUUAGACCACGUAUCCAAGGAAAUACUGGGUCUCAUUGAUAAAUACCUGAUCGAAUCCGCGUCAAAACCUGAUUCAAAAGUUUUCUAUCUCAAGAUGAAAGGUGAUUAUUACCGUUACAUGGCGGAGUUCUCCGUCGACCCCCAACGCAAAGAAGCGGCUGUGAAAAGCGAUGAUGCUUACAGAGAGGCCUCAGAUAUUGCUGCAACUCAGCUGGCGCCAACUCAUCCAAUCCGAUUGGGAUUAGCUCUAAACUACUCAGUUUAUUUCUAUGAAAUUAUGAACAACCCAGUCAAGGCGUGUGACCUUGCACGUUCUGCAUUUGAUGAUGCUAUUGCCAAACUAGACCAGUUGUCAGAAGAAAGUUACAAGGACUCCACUUUGAUCAUGCAGUUGCUACGAGACAAUCUAACGUUGUGGACUUCGGAUCCUGAGGGAGAAGAAGAUGCAAAGAAAAACACGGACGAGAAAGCCUAAUGCUUGGCCGUGAUUGAUGCUGGUGCUUGCUACCGUGGCCAGAGUUGCUUUUAGGGAUAAUUGAAUUUUCUGACAUAACGUCCCCGAGAGUCAUGUAGGUGCACACCAGUAGUGCAAUCUAUCGUUUUACCAUUUUACUUUUUUGUUUCAAAUUAUUGCAAAGUUCUCUUAACAUGCUAAUUUCUAUAUCUUCAUGGUUAUGUUCAUUUAGGUAGUCAUUGUAUCAUCUUUAACUAUUAAUACUAUUACAAAUCCUUAAAAGUUGACAUGUUGCUACUAUCUGUCUGUGGCAGAUUUUUCAUGUUGUCUGAAAUUGGUCCUCACAUAUACAAAUCCGAACACGUAUUAUUUUGUUCGGAUAAACAUGUAUUGCUUCGUUUCAUAACCUCACUAAGGAGAUUUUACGCAUAUUUUAUCUCAAGUUCUACAGAAGCGUAUGUAUGAAAUCAUUUUGCUUUGUAUUUCUUUCUUUUCCUAAACAUCCAAGUUAACUACUUGGCAUAUAAAUCUAUUGAAUAUAACCACAGUUGUGCAUGCUUUCACUUAGCAGAUGUUAUUUGGAGAGUAGAGCUAGGUGAUUAAGUAUUGUUAGCAUAUUCCAUUUGAAGUACCUACAUUUAGUGUAUCGAA
This is a messenger RNA of Trichobilharzia szidati, 1576 nucleotides long. Lineage: Eukaryota; Metazoa; Platyhelminthes; Trematoda; Strigeidida; Schistosomatidae. The record is from the annotation of a GenBank genome assembly.